AUGCAAGAGGAUCUGAUCCGGGAGAUGCGGGUCGAUCGGAUCAGGCAGUCCCAGGAGGAGGAAGUCUGGAUCGCAGGAAUGAAGAAAUAUCUGGGUGGCUCGAUCGCCGACCUCACACAAUCAGAAGCAAGGUCGUACGGCAAGUCCGCGUCCGACUAUGAGGUGGAUGAGCAGGAUCUACUCUUUUAUUGCCCACCCACCCCAAGAUCGGGGGACGAUCGCGAUCGAUUGCUGAGACUGGUGGUGCCCGAAACGCUGCAAUCUGACGUCCUGCACCACUAUCACACUACGCUGGAAGGAGGACAUCAGGGAAUGGGGCGGAUCACUUCCACUGGAAAGGAUUAUAUCGAAGCGUUCAGCGAUAUGUGGGGGAAUGCGUGGACUGUGAAAGGGGGAAAAGGAAAACCGGUGAUCCGGGGUGAAUCACCGGGGAACUUGCAGGCGACGUACCCGUUCCAGAUCAUUGCCAUGGAUCAUAUACCGUCGUUGCCCCGAUCCCAACAAGGGGAAUACUGA
Messenger RNA from Phytophthora megakarya, 516 nucleotides. The record is from the annotation of a GenBank genome assembly. Lineage: Eukaryota; Oomycota; Peronosporomycetes; Peronosporales; Peronosporaceae.